GCUUUCUAGAAAACUCUUCUUGGAGCCCUGUUCUGGUUUGCAAUCUUACAGAGCGCUCUUCCCCGUUCAGCUCCGGCGUCCGAUUAUCGAUUCUCGAUUCUCCUUCAGCCGCAACCCCAACUUGUAGCCUUCCACGCCGUCGUUAAGUUUUUACCAGCGACGAUGGCGACUGUUAUGCAGAAAAUCAAAGACAUCGAAGAUGAGAUGGCAAGAACUCAGAAGAACAAAGCUACGGCUCAUCAUCUGGGAUUGCUUAAGGCAAAGCUUGCAAAACUUCGCAGAGAAAUUCUUACACCAGCGACAAAAGGAGGUGGUGGUGCUGGAGAAGGCUUUGAUGUUACAAAGAGUGGUGAUGCAAGAGUUGGCCUUGUUGGUUUCCCAUCAGUUGGAAAAUCAACACUGUUAAACAAGUUGACUGGAACUUUUUCCGAGGUUGCUUCAUAUGAGUUUACUACUUUAACUUGCAUUCCUGGCGUGAUCACUUAUCGAGGAGCUAAAAUUCAGUUAUUGGAUCUUCCUGGUAUUAUUGAAGGUGCAAAAGAUGGCAAGGGUAGAGGUAGACAGGUUAUCAGUACAGCACGAACAUGUAACUGCAUCCUGAUUGUGCUUGAUGCUAUCAAACCAAUCACUCACAAACGUCUGAUAGAGAAAGAGCUCGAAGGUUUUGGCAUAAGAUUGAAUAAGGAGCCACCAAAUCUGACAUUUCGGAAGAAAGAUAAGGGUGGAAUCAAUCUUACAUCUACAGUGAACAACACGAAUCUUGACCUUGAAACAGUGAAGGCAAUUUGUGGUGAAUACAGAAUACACAAUGCUGAUAUCAAUCUCAAAUAUGAUGCAACAGCUGAUGACCUUAUAGAUGUCAUUGAGGGCAGUAGAAUAUAUAUGCCGUGCAUCUAUGUUGUCAACAAGAUUGAUCAGAUCACGCUUGAAGAGCUUGAAAUUUUGGAUAAACUACCACAUUACUGCCCUAUCAGUGCUCAUUUGGAAUGGAACCUUGAUGGUCUUCUGGAAAAAAUAUGGGAGUAUUUAAAUUUAACCCGCAUAUACACGAAACCUAAGGGGAUGAAUCCGGACUAUGAUGAUCCUGUGAUAUUAUCAUCAAAGAGACGGACAGUUGAGGACUUCUGCAAUAGAAUCCACAAGGACAUGGCCAAACAAUAUAAAUAUGCUCUGGUUUGGGGUUCGAGUGCGAAGCACAAACCACAAAGGGUGGGCAAGGAGCACGAACUGGAAGACGAAGACGUCGUGCAGAUCAUCAAAAAGGUGUAAUAUACACAUGAAGUUUUGCUACUGAGAGUGAUUGCGGUAUGAGUUAAGAAUCCACGCUCAAGUUAUUUUCUUGAAGUACACUAUUUGUGCGUGUAUCACUCACUAUCAGGUAGAAAUGAAUAGUGACGUAGAUUUGAAACUAUAAUGUAUGUUUUGUCUGAUGAAAGCUGUUUUGUUAGUGAGUGAAAUUAAGAUUGCUGUAUCUCAUUCUAUCCUUUUCUUUGUCAAUUCAUAACUGAAUAGAAUUGCAUGAUUUUGGAGGCCGUUGUUAGAUAUGCAUGUUCUAAUGAUUUUU
Andrographis paniculata is the source of this 1564-nucleotide messenger RNA. Its product is annotated as developmentally-regulated G-protein 3. Gene Ontology annotation, molecular function: GTP binding; GTPase activity. The transcript is spliced from 10 exons. The record is from RefSeq and is a predicted model, not a curated record. Bases 163 to 1269 code for a protein of 368 amino acids. Gene Ontology annotation, biological process: cytoplasmic translation. Gene Ontology annotation, cellular component: cytoplasm. NCBI's taxonomy places the organism in Eukaryota, Viridiplantae, Streptophyta, Magnoliopsida, Lamiales, Acanthaceae.